Molecule: messenger RNA, 4091 nt
Organism: Pelodiscus sinensis (Chinese soft-shelled turtle)
Lineage: Eukaryota; Metazoa; Chordata; Testudines; Trionychidae
Product: Krueppel-like factor 15
Biological process (GO): regulation of transcription by RNA polymerase II
Molecular function (GO): RNA polymerase II cis-regulatory region sequence-specific DNA binding; DNA-binding transcription factor activity, RNA polymerase II-specific
Source: RefSeq, a predicted model, not a curated record
AGGUGCAUGGUGUGCAGAGGGUGGGAAGCUGUUGUAAACGUAGCCUGAAAGGAGUCGCUCUGCGGAAGGGUGGAGAGGGAAGUAUCGGGAUUGAAGCAGGAGUGGAGAAUGAAAUGGGAGCAGAAGAAUAGACAUGGCCUGUGGAGAGCCUUGAAGGUAACGAUGAGGCAUUUGGACUUAAAGCUGGAAACCCAGCCUUGGGAUCUGAAGUUUGGGCCAGUUCAGCCUCCCCCCAGGUCAUCUCUUGUCUCGCAUACACUCAGUGUUGGCUCCUGUUCAUUGUACCUUGGUGAGAGAUGCAAAGGCAUGUUACGGACGCGGUUGCGAAAGGCCUUGAGCAAUUUUAGGGUCUUUGUCCUACAUUUUGCCCUUGGCACAUCAUCAACGAAGUCAGGUGGUUGGGUUUUUUUAUUUUCAAGGCAGGGCUUGCUAAAACUGGAAUGCUCCUCAGACUCUGUCCUUCCCCAUGGUAGCGGACCUGGGCAGAUGGUGCGAGCAAGGACUGGCCCAACUGGUUUGCACAGCUCUGAAGGAAUCCAUGUGAGCUAAUGCUUUUGCUACAUCAGGAUUACCUGCUGUAUGUUGCACAGGCAUCCUGCCUGGACCCUUGGACAUCUUUACACGCAGAAGGGAGGCUGGUCAACAAAUGGUCUCUGUGAUUUGCAGCGAGCAGCUCCCUGCUUUGGACCCCGUGACCCCACCAGCUGGUGCCUCUUGGCUGGACAGUGACGCUCUGGCUCAGAAGACCAAGAUGCCGUCCUGCAUUCUGCCGGAAGACUGUGGCACAGACACGUCAGACCCUCUGGAUGGCUCCAGUCGUCGCUGUGGCAGCUGCCCUUCGCCAGGUGCCUGCCUCCGAAUGGCCACAGGGAAGCAAGAAGGCGAGAAAUCCCAGGCCACCCUCUAUGAAGCUCAUCUGAAGCUGCCCGACUUCUGCCCUGACCUCUCUAGAGAUUUCAUCCCCACUCUGGAGGAGAUCGAGGAGUUCCUGAAAGAGAAGAUGGAGCUCCUCAAGGAUGAGCGGAGUGAGAAACAGCCCAUCAGAGGGAAGCUGGAGAUCAGCUUGGCCAACCCCGGAGAGCCGCCUGUGCCCAGGAUGGGUCUGGAAGGGGGGGCGUUGAGCUCCACCGAGGUUGAGGGAAUAGCCGGUGCAGCGGGCCUGACGUUGGGUAUUGGGAGCAUCCCUGUUCUCCUCCAGAUCCAGCCCGUCCAAGUGAACAGUGGGAGUCCCCCACCGACGAGUGCUGGGGAUGGCAUCAAGGUGGCCCAGCUGGUGGUCAGCGUGCAGGGCCAAAGCCUGACCUUUGUCCCUCAGGUUGCUCAGCCCCCCAUGACUCUCUCGGACCAGAAGUACGUCAAAAUAGCCCCCCUGCCCAUUGCUCAGAGGCCCGGGGCGCUGGGCAGCGCUAAAGGGCUGGAGGCUGUCCCCAAGUUCCAGAAGGUCUCCCCGUCCAUCGUCCGCCUCCACAAGUGCGUGCACCCCGGCUGCGGCAAGAUGUACACGAAGAGCUCCCACCUCAAAGCCCACUUCCGGCGCCACACUGGAGAGAAGCCGUACACCUGCAGCUGGCCUGACUGCGGCUGGAGGUUCUCCCGGUCGGACGAGCUCUCGCGCCACAAGCGCUCCCACUCCGGCGUCAAGCCCUACCCGUGUGUGACCUGCGAGAAGAGGUUUGCCCGCAGUGACCACUUAUCCAAACACAUGAAGAUCCACCGGGGCCAGCACAGCACAGGGAGUCGGACCGCUCCGGGCAGUGGCACCAGUUAACCCUUUCUUCCCUGCCUUGCACAACUGGGGUCCUGUCCAGCAGAGCCGGAUAGUAAACGGAACCCUGACUUCUUGUUUGUUUUCAUUAGAGGAGCGGAAAAUACUUUUCUUGUGGUACAGACUGGGCAAAAUCCAAAGUCUACCUCUACCAACGGCUGCCUUAUGGCCAGGCCUUUUCUCUAAGGCUGCUGUGCCAUUUGUGAAUAUGUAUGAUGGGCACCUGACCUCAUUAGGGGCAGGGAUGGGACGGACAUUGGCUUCAUCAAAGGGCUUUGUGGAGUUGAUGGGUAGUAUCUGUUCUUGUGGUCCUGUCACUAUAAUAUCCGCCCAGUAUGAGCUGCAGUGGCAAAGGGGUUAAUAGCACUUUUUCAACCAGCCUCCUAGCUUGCUGCUUGAAUAUUCUCUGUGCAGCAGGGGCUACAAGGCAGACCAGAGUCCCAGCUGCCUGUGGGCAGCAGUCCUACUGGGGAGAGCCAAAAGGCAUCCUUCUUCCUGGCUGAACCAGUGCGGACCUGUGCUAGGAGUCUUGGUGGGAGAGACGCCCUCCCUUACAGAUUGUACAGUGGGUGUGGAAACUGACUGCUUCAAUUGACAUGUCUCUGUUUCCGAUUCCUCCUCCUCCGGCCUUCCCACGUGUGCUGCUCUUCACUGACAUCCGCAGGACUGACCAGGCUGACGCCCUUCUCUGCUCAAUAUUCUUCAUUCAUCCUGUUCGGAGCUAGGGAGGUGACGCUGUUGCUCUUGCUGUGUGUUCGGUUGUACGUGGCAAAUGCUUCGCUGGGUACCACCUGCCCUUGCUUUGUUGGUGGCCACUAACAAACAGGCAAGGAGCCUGCUAGCUGCUUGUGGGGUGCCAAAGCGCCACCCACCCCCCACCUAUGCUCUGCUGUGGGGCUGAAGCAUGGCAUGCUGGCACCUUCACUCUGUGGCCUGCCCCUGAAUCCAAAAUCAGGUCUGUGCUGACUCGGGCACAGCACCUGAACGGAAGGGUUUGUCUGUUUGUUGGUAAAAUCUGUGGUGUUGCUACAACUCUGCUGUCCAAGCAACACAAGGACCUUUGUCAGAAUCUGUUACAAUAGCCCCUUUUUUGUAUUAAAGUGCCUGUGUCAGCAUCAGGACUAGCACGUUCAUGGGACUGUAGAAUCCCGUUGGAUCAUCCCGUAGUCACGGAAGCAGUAGGCCUCUCUACUGCCACAUUGGUGUUUAGGGUUGCCAGGUGUCCGAUAGUGAACUGGACAAUCUGGUAUUUUUGCCUCCUGUCCAGUUAAAAAAAAAAAAUUGUCCAGUAUUUUCUGAUUUCUUCCCGGGCCAGAAGGUGAAAAUCCAGGGUGCUUAUUGGGUUUUGCAGUGGUGCUGUCUGUCCCGGAGCAGGAAGAUAAGAUGGCAGACAACCGCCGACAGCCUGUUAGGUCCAAAAAGCCUCAAAAGUGUUUCUUAAAGGGGCCAUGCUGUUAAGGGAAAUUUUUUUUAAAAGAACCCCCAAUUUUCGGGGUCCUUUUUUUUUUUUUUUAAGUAUUUUUUCAGAAACCAUCUGGCAACCCUAUUGGUGUUCAGUAUGUCGCUGCCACUCUAGUCUGAUGUGACAAACUGUGCAGAGUGUGGCAGAGCUGUUGAGAAGUGUGGGGCAGAUCAGAUUCCCUAGGAGAAGAUGAGGGGCAAACUGAGCACGUCAUGGGCGGGAGAGGGAGAACUGUGGGAGGGGAAACCAAUUCGGAAGUGAACAGUACUGCGGGGAGAGGGGAAGGCGAAGGAGUGUGUGCCUGUUCCACAGAAAGGAAAAAUACCUUUACCUGGUGCUACCUGACUGAGGUGGAUUUUGGGGGAUUGUUUUGGGGCCCGCGAUUAGCUUGUCCCUAUAAGGCAGUGGUGGUCAGCCUGUGGCCCACAAGAUGUUUUGUUUACCAUUGCCCAUGUGCAGGGUUGCCAUAGUCCACCAGUGUCGGUUUUUUCCUACCAGGGUUGCCAAAGUGAAAUGUGCUUAAAAUUAGGACACCGGGAGGGAGGUGUGUGCUGAAUGCACACACACGCUGACUGUGAGAGCCGUGUGCUCCCUCUGCAUCCAGUCACAGCGCUGCUAUGGUGCAAUCGGCACCCCCUGCAAAUUCUGGGUACGCAAGCGCAGUGAGCAACAUGGCCCUAUCCCAAGAGAGCGUUUUGGUUUAGGACAAUCUUGCAGCCCCCUGAGAUGAAGGGCCCUUUAUGUAGCCCAGUCACUAGCCUCGGUUGUCCAUCUCUGCUAUAAGGCCGUGUGACCUGUUGGAGUAUUCCAGUCAUUAGAACACACAAGUACAGCUGGAAAAGCUGCUUCUCUUGCUCACUUCCC